CAGUGCGCAUGCGCUGCGCCAGAAACGUUCCGACGCCGUCAGUAGGCGCCUCUGUUUGCGCGGGAAGAUGGCGGAGCGGGUCCCCAAGUCGGUGCUGUUCGUGUGUCUGGGUAACAUCUGUCGAUCACCCAUCGCAGAAGCAGUUUUCAGAAAACUUGUCACUGAUCAAAACGUUUCCGAUGCUUGGAGCGUGGCCAGCGGCGCUGUUUCCGACUGGAACGUGGGCCGGUCUCCGGACCCGAGAGCUGUGAGCUGCCUGAGAAACCAUGGCAUUGACACAGCCCAUAAAGCCAGACAGGUUACCAAAGAAGACUUUGCCACAUUUGAUUAUAUACUAUGUAUGGAUGAAAGCAAUCUGAGAGACUUGACUAGAAAAAGUAAUCAAGUUAAAAACAGCAAAGCUAAAAUCGAGCUACUUGGAAGCUAUGAUCCAGAAAAACGACUUAUUAUCGAGGACCCCUACUAUGGGAAUGACUCCGACUUCGAGACCGUGUACCAGCAGUGUGUGCGGUGCUGCAGGGCCUUCCUGGAGCAGACCCGCUAGCUGGCCACCCUCGCCGCAGCCGCCGGUAUCGGGCGAGGGCCAGGGGUGACGUCUAGCAGCUCCAGGCCAGCGCUGCGACUCCAGCUGACCUGCUAUUUCUGGUCUUAAAAGUAGUUGUAGAUGGAAACCAGUUGUUGUGUUUGGCCAAAGAAUAAAUAAAUACCUUGGACUCAGACCGUCUGUGGGGCCCGUGAAGUUUCUUAGACCAGCGGAGUCUCCCCUUUAUCCAGUCACGACAAAACCCUGCCACAAACCAGCAGAACCUAACACGUCAGACAUCACUACGGCCCAGAGUGCUCUGCGCUGCCUCUCCCUGACGUCUGCGGACGAGCAGUGUGUCCCCGACGCUCUGUGCACCAGGCCUGCCGUCCAGCAGCCCAGACAAGACGUGUGGACCUACACGCGUGCACGUUUGCACAUUUACGAUAGGACAGAAAGCUUUAUGGCAUUUGUCUUAGCACCUGGGACACUUCCUAGUUUCUGUCUAGUUUAUUUCAUGAGGAAGUCAUCUCACUUGCUCCCAUGUGAGUCCCUUUGCCUCUGGAGUGUAAUUAUAUUCAGAAAACAGGACCUGUGAUUGCUGGUCUAUCUUGUGGUCAGUUUGAAGACGUGUCUGCUUUUAGAUGCGUAUGUAACCCCAAUGUCAAAUGUACAUUAGUUUAGAUGAAAAAAUUAAUGAAAAUUGGGAAAAGUUCCUAUGUUAGAAUGCUUAAAUAUUGAUAUUCUUCCAUCAGUGCUUAAUUUAUAAGCAAGUAAAGAUAAUUUCUCUGUACUUUGUGAUAACGAAUUUAAAAUUCUCAUGGCUAUCUGUCAAAAAAGACUUCAAAAUAAACGGGGGAAAUUAGAAAAAUACAACUAAGGUGUAA
This is a messenger RNA of Hipposideros armiger (great roundleaf bat), 1410 nucleotides long. RefSeq names its product acid phosphatase 1 (gene ACP1). NCBI's taxonomy places the organism in Eukaryota, Metazoa, Chordata, Mammalia, Chiroptera, Hipposideridae. The record is from RefSeq and is a predicted model, not a curated record. The transcript is spliced from 6 exons. Gene Ontology annotation, molecular function: non-membrane spanning protein tyrosine phosphatase activity; acid phosphatase activity. Gene Ontology annotation, biological process: protein dephosphorylation. Gene Ontology annotation, cellular component: cytoplasm. Bases 68 to 544 code for a protein of 158 amino acids.